This is a messenger RNA of Labrus mixtus (cuckoo wrasse), 676 nucleotides long. It is a transcript of the gene trappc1, whose product is annotated as trafficking protein particle complex subunit 1. Bases 94 to 531 code for a protein of 145 amino acids. Gene Ontology annotation, cellular component: TRAPP complex. The record is from RefSeq and is a predicted model, not a curated record. The transcript is spliced from 5 exons. Lineage: Eukaryota; Metazoa; Chordata; Actinopteri; Labriformes; Labridae. Gene Ontology annotation, biological process: endoplasmic reticulum to Golgi vesicle-mediated transport.
ACGAGAAAAUCCAUACACAAAAAGAUUUGUUGAGGCAUGUAAGCGGACACCUCUUCAAAGGGUCCUGAGCUCAGACAGAAGCAGGAAGUGAAGAUGACGGUUCAUAACUUGUACGUAUUUGACCGUAACGGAAGUUGUCUUUACUACAACGAGUGGAACCGGAAGAAGCAGGCGGGGAUCUCCAAGGACGAGGAGUUUAAGCUGAUGUAUGGGAUGCUGUUCUCCAUCCGAUCAUUCGUCAGUAAGAUGUCUCCUCUGGACAUGAAGGAGGGCUUCCUGUCCUUUCAGACCAGUAAAUAUCGUCUCCAUUACUACGAGACUCCCAGUGGUCUGAGGUUUGUGAUGAACACAGACCUGUCUGUCCCCAACGCCAGAGAGACGCUGCAGCACAUAUACAGUAAUCUGUACGUUGAGUACAUAGUGAAGAACCCGGUGUGUGUGUUGGGUCAGAGUUUGGACAGUGAACUCUUCAGCAGCCGUCUGGACGCCUACAUCAGAGCUCUGCCGUACUACAGCCCCCGAGCAGCCUAGUGUACACACAGACACACACACACACACACACACACACACACACACAGAUGUAUUGUAUUUAUUGUGAACACAAACACAUUUCUUUCAUUGUGAAUCUGUUUUUUUUUUUUUGUGAACGUGUUGAAUUAAAUGUUUUAAACACAAA